Molecule: messenger RNA, 620 nt
Organism: Syngnathoides biaculeatus (alligator pipefish)
Lineage: Eukaryota; Metazoa; Chordata; Actinopteri; Syngnathiformes; Syngnathidae
Product: tomoregulin-2-like
Exons: 3
Coding region: 252-620 (122 amino acids)
Biological process (GO): cell differentiation; multicellular organism development
Source: RefSeq, a predicted model, not a curated record
UUCCUCGGAUAACUUUUCCACCGUGAACCGACCCCCCACGGUCUCUUCCCCCGGCUGCAGGUGGUUGAUCUCUGGCCCAAAGAAACGCGGGGGGGCUCUUACAUGGGGCGCGCGGUGUCAUUUGGAAAAUGCUCCGCAGUCGGCGUGUGAGCGCCCCGCGGAAGCAACCGGGAUCGGAGUUGCUGUCGUCGGCGCGCGUCUCUCGGUGGUGCCGCCGCCGGAGCAGCAGCAGCAGGCAGUGAGCGGCGGCGAUGGUUUUCCCCGCAACGGCGGCUCGGCGGCUCGGGCGUCCGCGUCGCUGGAGCGUCGCGAGCGGAGGCUGGCUCCGGAUCACGCUGCUCUCGUUCCUCGCCACUUUGCCCGUGGAGCAAUUGCGCGCGUUCCCGUCUUCCCUCAGCGACUGCCAGACGCCCACCGGCUGGAACUGCUCGGGUUUUGAUGACCGAGACACGGACCUAUUUUUGUGCGACACCAACACGUGCAAGUUUGAUGGCGAGUGCCUAAGAAUUGGAAACAUGGUGACUUGCAUUUGUGACUUCAAGCUCCGUGUCACCGCCACGGACCGCUGUAUUCUUAGUGCAGUCGUAAACAACCCUGACGCUGAUGAGACCGAAGACUGA